AUGGCCGAUCCGAUUCCCUCCAAAGCAUCGCCAGAGCCCAUCUUGCGGCUGUCUAAAUGUUGGAUCCGAGCCUACUGCCAAGAUGAUGCCGGGGCGAUUUCCGAAAGGGCGGAUAACUGGAAAAUUGCACGAUGGAUGCGCAACACCUUUCCGCACCCGUACACUGUCGAGAGUUCCUUGAACUGGAUCUCGCGCUGCGUAAGCGCCUCGCCCAUGACCCAUUUCGCUAUCUGUGACCCCUCUUCGAACACAGUGAUGGGCGGAAUCGGCGUACAACUCAAAGAUGACGUGGCAUCCAUCACCGCAGAGAUCGGCUACUGGUUGGGUGAGCCCCACUGGGGGCAGGGGAUCGCGACCGAAGCCCUCGUUGAGUUUACGAAAUGGACCUUUGCCAACUUUGACGAGCUGAUACGUCUCGAGGCUCUUGUCUACGAAGGUCACGGUGCGAGCUGUCGUGUGUUGGAGAAGGCAGGCUACGCGUUUGAAGGCAGGAUGCGAAAGGCUAUCCGAAAGAAUGGAGAGGUUUUAGAUGUCCUGAUAUACUGUACUUUUAGGCCGGGAUCCGGUUAUUGA
Parascedosporium putredinis is the source of this 573-nucleotide messenger RNA. The record is from the annotation of a GenBank genome assembly. NCBI's taxonomy places the organism in Eukaryota, Fungi, Ascomycota, Sordariomycetes, Microascales, Microascaceae.